CAUUCAGGAUCAUUCUGGAAGCAAACAACUUGCUAAACCUCGCAUCUUCAUCCUCAUAUACACUCGUUCCAUUCUAUUGCAUCUUCAUCAUCUUCUCUGUUCUCACUCGCUUUGUUCUCAAUCUGCUGUAAAACCAACCGUUAACAUAACAUGGCGGAUGAUUUAUCUCUUGAUCUGGAAGAACUCCGACACCUUCAAACCAUUGCCAAACGCCCCCGCGUUGUUUCUCUCAUUUCUUCCGAGAUUCGCAACCUCGAAAAGCAAGCAAAUGAUGCUGCUUCAGUUGCACCAAUUCCAACUCCAGUUCCAGUUUCAACAAACGUAAAGGUGGCUACUGAACCGGCAUUGAAGUACACUACACUUGGAUCUUUCAGCUGGGAUCAAGAUACUGACAAAGUCAAGAUCUAUGUUUUUCUUGAGGGAGUUGAUCAGGAAAAGAUUCAAACCGAGUUUAAUCCCAUGUCUGUUGAUGUGAAAUUUCAUGACGUCCAAGGGAAAAAUUACCGAUGUGCCAUACCCAAGCUAAAUAAGGAGAUCGUACCUGAGAAAUGUAAAGUGUUAGUUAAACCCAAAAAAGUCAUCAUCACAUUGGUUAAGGCUUCAAAGGGUAACUGGUUGGAUCUGCACUUCAAGGAGGAUAAGAUAAAGCCGAAUCUUGACAAGGAGCGUGACCCCAUGGCCGGAAUUAUGGAUUUAAUGAAGAAUAUGUACGAGGAAGGUGAUGAUGAAAUGAAGAAGACGAUUGCAAAAGCAUGGACUGAUGCUAGGUCUGGCAAGGCAGCAGAUCCUAUGAAGAGCUACCGAUAGGUUUGUAGUUUUUUUUUUUUUUUUGUUUAAAUUGAAGAUGGGUUUGGUUGGUUAUGAUGUAUCAUGUAGCCCUUGAUGUUGAUGUUAAGGAAUACCAUGUUUUUGGACCAUAUUUUUGGCUUGGUUUUUAUGGAUGACGGUUUAUUUUA
Molecule: messenger RNA, 956 nt
Organism: Helianthus annuus (common sunflower)
Lineage: Eukaryota; Viridiplantae; Streptophyta; Magnoliopsida; Asterales; Asteraceae
Product: calcyclin-binding protein
Exons: 5
Coding region: 151-807 (218 amino acids)
Molecular function (GO): S100 protein binding; tubulin binding; ubiquitin protein ligase binding
Source: RefSeq, a predicted model, not a curated record